AUGGAUCUCGACUCAUCUCUCAACAACCUCCCAAGCUCAGCAGGAUUUAUUGAUCAGCUCAUAUCCGAGCUGUCCAGCUUCCAACCAGAGCUACCCACUGCUGAACUAGACCCGCCGAGGACACAAACCGCACACCAACCGAAGCAGCCACAAAACGCACUAUCAAGGCUCUCGGCACAUCAACUCGCCAAAGUAAAGCCUCUUCUACUCACAUUACACUGUCUCUUCCCCAACGAUCUCCUUCCAGCCCUGGACAUUCUAGAUCGGAGGCUCGUGCAGCGGAUUGUGAUGCGCGGGGACAAAAUCCAUGCCGUGCCAUCGGCACCUACCCAGGACCAAACGGCGUCCCCGGGGAACGAAGAGAUACGACACGAUGCAACCAACACGAUCUAUCCAAAUAUGCUGGAUGAAACAAGCGACGAUACCCUUGACGAAGAUCCGUUCCUAUUCUUAGUGACAUCCGCCUCGUCGGCCCCUGUACACCCCAUCGUCGCCACGGGAGCACCAUCAUUAUCAACAUCAUCAACUACACACGCCACAUACCAACCACAAAAAGUCUACGAAGUCCGCCUCGAUGCCUGGAAUUGCACAUGCCCCACCUUUACGCUCUCCGCGUUCCGCGACCUAGACUCCCGCCUGUCCUCAAUUUCCAACCCCAACGCUCCUGCAGAGCUCCCAUCCGAGUCUGCAAUGCUGCGUGACCGGGACGAUGGAUCUGCAGUCUACCCUUUUGGUGGGACCUUGACUUGUACCACGGACCGGGCUUCGUCGCCAGUAUGCAAGCAUAUUCUCGCCUGCGUGUUAUUUGCGCGGUGUCCCGGGCUGUUCUCGGGUAGAGGGGAUGCAGGUCGCGGCGUUUCCAUGGAGGAAAUGGCUGGCUGGUGUGCGGGAUGGGGUGGUUGA
Messenger RNA from Penicillium brasilianum, 903 nucleotides. NCBI's taxonomy places the organism in Eukaryota, Fungi, Ascomycota, Eurotiomycetes, Eurotiales, Aspergillaceae. The record is from the annotation of a GenBank genome assembly.